Molecule: messenger RNA, 1380 nt
Organism: Mucor velutinosus
Lineage: Eukaryota; Fungi; Mucoromycota; Mucoromycetes; Mucorales; Mucoraceae
Exons: 5
Coding region: 1-1380 (459 amino acids)
Source: RefSeq, a predicted model, not a curated record
AUGGCAUACCCUUCCCGGAAACCAGAGCCUUACAUUCAGGCCAUUUGCAAAGAAUGCUCUCAACCCUUGGAAUUCUUACCAUCUCCUGGUGUAAAGAGCACCAAGGUGGAGGUGCAAUGCUGGUCGUGUCGAGCUAUUUCGUCUUUUGAAAUUGAUGUUACUGGAACCAAGCUCAAGACGAAUGCUAGCAAGGCGACAUCCAAGUGGUCAAGAAAACGAGGCACUGACGAGAAUCCAUUGUCAACAGAUUACUACGACGCUCUUGGAGUAGCACCUUUAGCAACACAAAUAGAAAUCAAGAAAGCAUAUAGAAAAUUAGCCAUUAAAUACCACCCAGACAAGAAUCCCAAUGACCCUACAGCAGAGGAAAAGUUUAAGAAGAUAUCUGAAGCAUACCAAGUGCUAUCCGAUCCUGCAUUGAGAAAGAGAUACAAUGAAUUCGGUGAAGAGAACGGCGUGCAUCCAGACGGAGGAUUUAUGGAUCCUGAGGAUUUCUUCAAGCAAUCAUUCGGUGGUGAUCGUUUUGUAGACAUUAUUGGCGAGAUUUCCAUCGGCAAAGACAUGAGAGAGGUAUUGGAAUCACACGAGCAGGAGCAAGAAGAGGUGGAUCCCAAACUACUGACACCAGAGCAAAAGGCAAAACGGGAGGAAAAGAAGGAGAAACUAGAGAAGGCGCGCAGUGCUGCCCGAGAAACCCGAGUGCAAACAUUAACGACGAAAUUGAUCAACAAGCUUAGCUUAUAUACCGAACUCAACGAUAUCCCUGAGGAAGCUCGAUCAGCAGCAUUCUCCAACAUCAUCCAAAUUGAAGCUGAAGACCUUAAGCGGGAGAGCCAUGGUGUAGAGUUGUUGAAUGCCAUAGGUUAUACAUACGCAGCCAAAGCACAGCAAUACAUUAGCAAGGGAUUUGCGUUUGGAUUAGGCGGCAUGUUCCAUUCUAUGAAGGAGAAGGGAUACAUACUUAGUGAGACUGUAGGUACACUUAGGUCUGCACUUGAUCUGCAAUCCAGUUAUACAGAAUUGCAAAAGGCAGAGGAGAAGGGUAUCUUGACAGAGGAACAAAGAAUCAAGUUGGAAACUGAAGCUGCAACAAAGGGUCUUCAAGCUAUAUGGAGAGGCUCCAAGCUGGAGGUUGAGAGUGUGCUGAGAGAAGUAUGCGAUCGAGUAUUGACAGAUCCCACUGUGCCUAGAGAAACACUCAAAAGCCGAGCCAUUGGGUUGAGAAUCAUUGGUACCAUUUACAUGAAAGUGAAGGCUGAUGUAACCCCUGAAGAUAUCCCGAUUCCCACCACACCACCACAGCCUAAAGCUACACAGCCCACUGAUACAUCAAGAAGCAGCACGAGUAGUAACAACACAGCACCUUAUGCUGCAUUGUAA